Molecule: messenger RNA, 3405 nt
Organism: Leishmania braziliensis MHOM/BR/75/M2904
Lineage: Eukaryota; Euglenozoa; Kinetoplastea; Trypanosomatida; Trypanosomatidae
Product: related to elongation factor-2 kinase efk-1b isoform-like protein
Exons: 1
Coding region: 1-3405 (1134 amino acids)
Biological process (GO): protein phosphorylation
Molecular function (GO): ATP binding; protein serine/threonine kinase activity
Source: RefSeq, a predicted model, not a curated record
AUGAAGGGAGGGUCCGCCGCAAAGGGGGAGCCGGAGUCCUCAGAGACCCAGAGCAAAGCGAACCACGGCUUGACGAACCAAUCCAACACACGUGGCAAGACAGCCUCGGACACGGCAGGCCCGACCUCCUACUCCGGCACCAUGCCCGGCCAGAAGACCUACAUGGAUGUUGACCAGGCCAGCAUUUGCAACGACGCGGCUUCGCUACUUUGGAAGCUGGAUGCAGGCAGCUCGACAAGCAACCUGCAGAUCGCUGACAAGGCUUCCUCCAUGAAAGAUGACGACGACUUCAUUGUGCUGUCGUCAAAUAAGCGUAUCUCUGCCGCCGCACUGGUGUGCUACGUGCAGACAAACAGAAUCGGCGAUGCCGCUCCAGUGAUUGUGCGAGGCUGCAAGUACGUCUUUGACAACUGCACCAGGCGCUGGCUGACCCACCCCGUCACGGUUCGCGUGCUGCAUCACAACCGCGGCAUCCAUCAAGACAACUACUUUGCCACCUUCGCGAUAGAGUUGCUGGACACCGCGAAGCCGGCGGUGCCGAUGUUUGCAAGGGUGUACCGCCACAAUAUCGACGGCGUUGUGGAGACCGACUACUACAGCCUUGGGCAGGCACAGGCGCUGUGCGAGGAGUUCGCACGCGACUACACGCGCACUGACGCGCGGCACGGCUACCUGAAGUUCCACUUGCCGCUUCUCACUAAUCGCGUCGUGGUUCGCCUCGACCUACACUCUGUUCUUGACCCGGCAAUUCGCCGCUCGCGCCGGGGUUUUUUUUCGUACCGCACCCAAGACACGCGGCAGAUCCUGUUCUUGAUGGAGCCCAACACGAUAGCAUGCGAGACUCUCGGAGUCUCCUUCGCGUCUCUCGAGGUAGAGAAGGGCAAGCGCUACGAGCGUGGCGACUCGACGUGGUUGCGUGACAUCUACAGCGACAUUGCAGAGGGCUUCUCACACUUCACCUACGUGAAGAGUCGCGGGUGCAUGGUGGCGCAUGGCCUCGUGCGCAGCAACGGAUAUCUGCUAGACCCGCUGUUUCACACGACGGACCGUGAGCGGUUCCGCAUGGGCGAUGGCGGUAGAAGGGCAAUGUCGAAAUGGUUCGAGCGGCACCAGUGUAGUGACACCUGCCGCGCCCUCGGCAUCUUCAACGCCAGCGAGGACUGCAAACCAUUCAAGAACGCCCCCCUCUUUGUGAACCCACUCGACAUGGAGGAGAACCAUUACACCAGUUACCUGCGCAGCAUUCGUCAAAUGCCAGCCGCUGUACGCAUGGACACAGUGCAUUUUUCGGACGAGGAGGCGGAGGAAGCUGUCUUGAGCACAGUUGUGGGGAGAUCGGAUCUGACGUCAACAAUGAACGCUAAUCCGCUCGUGUCCAACUCCUCCGCCCCACUAAAGGUGACCUGUGAUGCCGUGAAGUACGUCUUCCUGCCUAGCUGCGACAAGUGGAUGGAAGUCCCGAUGCGACUUACGGUGUGCACGCCGGCAGUACCGGUCGCUGUCGAUGACAAAUAUGUGUCGUUCACGAUCGAGGAGAUGCAGGAAAAGGGGAAGCCCGUGCCCAUGCGUGCACGCUUUAUUCCACGGCGAGACGCGCGGGAUGCGGACUACUACCACGUUGGGGACGCCUACUAUCUCUGCGUGACCCUGGGCCAGGCCUUCCGCAAGUACCGCUCGAACAGCGUGUUCGAGCGAGAACUGGAUUUCUACGCUGUCUACACAGCCCGCGUGCUGAAGGAAAACAUCCCGGACAGCGUGAUGCCCGUCAUGGACGACUCCAGCUUCUUUGGUCGCACCACCGCGGACUCCGGCGAUGUAAUGUUCCUGGUAGAGCCAGAGUUUCAGCCUCUCACCCCACAGCAUGCGUCGAAUACCGGUGACAUGGCGAAGGACGCUGAGGGCUUUGACGAUCUCAUGUUGCGCCAAGUUGUCGACGCCUUCUCGCAUUUCACUCUGCACAAGUCGGGCAAUCAUUUGCUGGUGUGCCACCUCAAGUGUAAGCACGGUCUCCUCAAAGAGCCAAACAUCAACACCUCUAACGGGUGCGGGUUCGGCACACUUAAUGGCGGGCAGGCGGGCAUCGACGCCUGGGCGCGGAUGCACAAGUGCAACGAUGUGUGCAAGUUUCUUGGGAUGGAGCCAGUGCCGCGUCGGUUAAAGCUUUACGAUAUUUCGGCGAGUCAGCUGAUGCGCUAUAUUAGUCUGGUGCAGGCGCACGCAAUGGGUACAGGCUGCGUGUUCACGCUUGCGUCUCCAUGGUGCAGGAUGUCGGAUAGAGUGCUGCCUGCUGCGGCUGCCACUCCUAACAACGAGACCGAGGGGGUGCCCGCGCGUUUUGCUGCCGGUGCGUCACCGGCGACUGUUGGCGUUACCUUCUUUGCGCGGCCAAUUUCUCCAAAUGGAGAUGAAGUAACGCUGCGCCCGUGGGUGGAUGACAAUCGAAGCCCUGGUGCUGCGACCGCGAAGAAGAGCGCAGCGCAGCGCCGCACACUGACCCAGCAGGAGCUUCUGCACCUCCAAUCGAAGGGAAUCAACACCAAGUACAUUUUCUCUGCCACGCGGUACGAUCUCAACAUCGAUGACCUUACCUGGACCUCCAAGCGCAUCUUCGUGCGCAUCGUAAACCCGGAGCGUGGCAUUGGCCAGGGUGGCAUGCGUGUGUGCUUCGAGAUCACCGAGGUAGACCCGGUGGCCUGCAAGGAGGUUGUGAUGGUGGCGAAGAUGUACCGCCGCACCAUCAAGAAUGUGGUGGAGAAGGACUACUUCACAAGUGUGACAGUGCAGAAGCUGUCCGCGCUCUUCGCUAAGGAAUUCAAUCGCGAGAGAAAAGAGGGUGCCCCCUUGCGCUUGAAUGUGCUGGAAGGUGCCGUGGUCGCGUUGGACCGAGCCGUCCUGUCGCCGGAAUUGCUUGCCAAGCGCACGGGCUUCUUUUCCUACCGCACGGAGGACACAAAGCGGGCGAUGUUCUGCAUGGAAACGAAGCUUGCAGGUCCCUUUACCAAGUACAGCGGUAACAUGGGCGAAGCCUACCCCACGAAUGAAUGUCGCCUCAGUCUAUCCGCGGCACGCGAGCGCACCAUGAUCUUCGAGACGGUGGAGGCGCUCUCGCACUAUUCUCUGGAGAGAAGCGGGGGCGGUUUGCUCGUCUGCGAUAUGCAGGGUGUUAAGAACGAUUUGACCGACCUGGAGGUGCACACGUACGAUGGCCAGGGCCUGGGCGUCGGAAACCUCGGAGCCCGCGGCAUUCAAAAGUUUGCGGUGGGUCACCGUUGCACCAGUGUCUGCAGGAGUCUCGGCCUCCAGAAACUUUACAAUCAGCAGCGCACCGUGACAGAGUCUGUGAGGAUGACCAACCGCUUUGUCGUCAUUUUUGAGCGCUGCAAGGAGGUCGCCAACAUGGAGUAG